Molecule: messenger RNA, 1725 nt
Organism: Cebus imitator (Panamanian white-faced capuchin)
Lineage: Eukaryota; Metazoa; Chordata; Mammalia; Primates; Cebidae
Gene: TEX55
Product: testis expressed 55
Exons: 4
Coding region: 1-1566 (521 amino acids)
Cellular component (GO): nucleus
Source: RefSeq, a predicted model, not a curated record
AUGGAAGAGCCUCCACAAGAGGCUCUGGCUAAACCCUUGGAACAUGAAAUUCCAGCCGCUCCCUCAACUGCUGGACAUACUAAUGGCCAGAAAGAAGACGACCAGAAGAACCAGGCCAAAAGGAAGGCAGAUAACCAAAAUGCUCACAGAAUAGCUGGCCAGACUGUCCUAAGAGUGCCUAGCCAGGCUGAAUCCAACAUAUUUAGCCAACCUACCAAUGGAGUAGCUAAACAAAAUGGGCAUAGUACACCUGGUACUAUGCCUGGCGGCAAAGUCUCCAACCCUGUUAAUGCUUCUGACCUUAGAGCAUAUGAUCAGGUUGACCAAACACCAUCUGAACAGACUGAAGGCAAGGCAUCUAGCCAACCUAAUAAUGUACAGUCUGAACAGAGUGAUGGCCAGGUGUCUGGCCUGACUGAGGAAAGAACGGCUGAACAGAUUGAACGAAGAUUACCUAGCCAGGCUGAAAGAAGACCUUCUGAGCAGAUUGAUAGUGAACUGUCUAUGCCAUCUGACCGGAGAGGUUCUGAACAGACCCACAACAAAAUGGCAGGCCAGUCUGAGAGAAGAGCUUCUGAGCAGAUGGACCGCAGAAUGUCUGGCCAGGCUGAGCAAAGAACUUCUGAGAAGAUUCCCCGCAGAUUAUUAAGCCCAUCUGAGGGAAGAACUUCUGGACAGAUUGACAGUGGAUCGUCCAUGCCAUCUGACCAAAGACCUUCUGUACAGAUUGACCGAAGAAUGUCAGGCAAAGUUGAGAGAAGAACUUCUGUGAAGAUUCACCACAGAUCGACUGGCCUGGCUGACCAAGGAACUUCUGAGGAGACUGACUUCAGAUUGUAUGGCCUGGCUGACCACAAAACAUCUGUAAAGACUCACCACCAAGUGUAUGGCCAAGCCACUGAAAUAGCUGAGCACCAGGCUAUUGACCAAGCUCAUAGUAAUGCUGAUCAAUUUCCAGUUGACAAGGCUGACUACAGCGAAUCUUACCAGAUUGACCACUUAGCAGACAGACAAACUAAUCACAAAGUCCAAUUGUCUUACUAUGGAACACGUGGCCAGUCUGAAGGCAGAACAUUUCCCCUGUUAGGUAAUGGCAAGGAACACAAAGAGGCUGACUGCAGAGUACAACCCUGCAAAUUUGAGGAUAGCCAAGUAGACCCCAAGUCCAAGCUUUCAGCUGAAAUGGAAACUCAACAUGCAACCACUAUCCCAGCCUGCAACCCAGUUGAUGCCAGAUUCACCAGUAAUUUCCAAGCAAAAGACCAAGCCCAUUUCCAAAGACUCCCCUCCAUUUCAUCCAAAUUGAACUAUAUCAGCAGUCAAGAAAAAGCUCAAGCCUUAGUAACCAAAUCUGAUGAAUUUUCAGAAACUGAGCACAGAAAGAGUUAUCGUACAUCCAAUCAAGCUUAUAGGAGGUUCCCUUGUAUAGUUUAUGAAGAUCCUUAUCAAGUUUCACUCCAGUACAUGGAAAAACACCACAUUCUGCAAAUAUUCCAGCAGAUUACUGAAAACUUAGUCUAUGAAAAGCCAGAGGACCCCCUGAAUUUUAUGCUGUGCCAGGUAUAGAAUUGGAGAAAAAGAACAACCUUUUUAUUCUCUUUAUUGUAAAAUACAGCACACAUAUGGCAAAGUGUAUAGAACAAAGUAUGUACAACUCUGAAUUAUUAUGAAGUAAACAUACCUGUAACUACCAUUCAAGUUUUUAAAAAAUAAAACAUGACCGGC